Messenger RNA from Mobula hypostoma (lesser devil ray), 4148 nucleotides. It is a transcript of the gene pou2f2b, whose product is annotated as POU class 2 homeobox 2b. Gene Ontology annotation, cellular component: nucleus. Gene Ontology annotation, biological process: regulation of transcription by RNA polymerase II. Gene Ontology annotation, molecular function: DNA-binding transcription factor activity, RNA polymerase II-specific; RNA polymerase II cis-regulatory region sequence-specific DNA binding. The record is from RefSeq and is a predicted model, not a curated record. The coding region runs from base 82 to 1986 and encodes 634 amino acids. NCBI's taxonomy places the organism in Eukaryota, Metazoa, Chordata, Chondrichthyes, Myliobatiformes, Myliobatidae. The transcript has 16 exons.
AGCAACGCCUCGCUGCCUGUUUGCAUUCGGCCUUGCCUGAGAAAUUGGACUGUCGAGUCAACUGACUCUGAAGAAAUAAGAAUGAACAAAGAGACAGAAUGUGAGAGUGCCGGAUUGGAGUCCCAGCUGGAUCUUACAGACGCCGAGAGGAGCAGCUCAGACAUCAAUCACAAGACGCAGCCCAGUAAAGUGCCGGCGAUCUCCGCCCCCCCUGCGGCCCCCAGUCUCAGUAGCAAGUUCAAGUCCGAAGAUGCCGGCGACUGCCCCGAUGCCCCCCAGCAGGCUCCCCAGCAGCAACAGACCCACCUCCCGCAGGCUCAGCUCAUGCUGGCCAGCACCCAGCUGGCGGGGCUGACGGCACUGCUCCCGGCCCAGCAGCAGCUCCUCCUGCAGCAGGCGCAGGCCCAGUUAUUGGCUGCGGCCGUCCAGCAGUCCAACGCAGCCGCCGCAGCCUCGCAGCACCCAGCACUGGAGCCUGCAUCACAGCCGCCCACCCAGGCCGGCAGCCAGCCGCAGGCACCCCCGCUGGCACUCUCGCAGCCCGUCCACAUCACCGCCCAGGACCUCCAGCAGUUGCUGCAGCUCCAACAGUUGGUCCUCGUACCCGGGCAUCACCUCGCUGCCAACCUCCAGGGGCCCGCGCAUUUCCUCCUGCCCCAGGCACAGCAAGGACAGCAAGGCCUGCUCUCGACACCAAACCUUCUACAGCUACCUCAGCAAAACCAAGGGGGACUCCUGCAGGCACAGCCCAGGCUGGGGUUGGCAGCACAGGCAGUGAACCGGCCAGGUUUAGCCUGCCCAAUGGCCCCCGAGCCCCACCCGCAGGGACUCCCCCACCCACCGACCACUAAAGGCGUGGAGGCCGUGUCCCACCAGGAGGAGCCCAGUGACCUGGAGGAGCUGGAACAGUUCGCCCGCACCUUCAAACAGCGACGCAUCAAGUUAGGCUUCACCCAGGGAGACGUUGGGCUGGCGAUGGGGAAACUCUACGGCAAUGACUUCAGCCAGACGACAAUCUCGCGCUUCGAAGCCCUGAACCUCAGCUUCAAGAACAUGUGUAAGCUGAAGCCCUUACUGGAGAAGUGGCUGAACGACGCAGAGAACAUGUCUGCGGACUCGACCCUGCCCAGCCCCAACGCACUGAGCAGCCCGCCGGUCGGCAUGGAGGGGAUGGGGGGACGACGCAGGAAGAAACGAACAAGCAUCGAGACCAAUGUCCGCGUGGCCUUAGAGAAGAGCUUCCUGGCGAACCAGAAGCCGACCUCGGAGGAGAUCCAGCUGAUCGCCGAGCAGCUGACCAUGGAGAAGGAGGUGAUCCGCGUCUGGUUCUGUAACCGGCGGCAGAAGGAGAAGCGCAUCAACCCCGCCAGCAACAGCGGCCUGACUCCCCACACCCACAGCAAGCCGUCCGUCUACAGCACACACAUGGUCUCUCCUCAGCCCACUGGUUUGAACCUGCCAGUAUCACAGAGUUCCAACAGCCUCAGCACAACAGUUUCUACCAUGUCUGCCGCUGGGUCAUCACACACGCCGGGAGUAAGCGGCAGCUCCUUGUCGGCACUCAACACCUCCCCUCCCACACCCCCGAACAGCACAAACAGCAGCCACUCGAUGGCACUGUCAGCACUGAACACCAGCACAGGGAGUUCACUGCUGCCUGUCAACCAUGGGAUUAACGCCUCGUUGAUGGCCAGUAAUCCCUUGGCCACCAUCCAAGCCCUCGCGAGUGGUGGGACCAUUCCAAUUACCAGCCUUGACGCCGGCGGGAACUUGGUGCUGUCCAGUGGCGCAGGCAGUGCAGGGACACAGAGCAUCGUUACCUCACCCCUCUUCCUCAACCACCCCAGCCUGCCUCUUCUCGCCAGUAACCCCACGGCCGUCAGUCUGGCUUCGGUCGCCUCUCUGCAGACGAAACCUCCUGCAGCCUGCAGCGAACAGGGGCUGCCCGCGGUCAGCAUCGGCCCCGCCGGUUCCAGUGCAGAGUGACCGGGGCGGGGAGGGAGUGCCAAUCACUCUGACUCCAGCUUCUCAGCUCCCUCUGGACCUUAUGGAGGAGGAUCCCAGAGAGGCUGCGCAGGUCUGUGCGACGGGGGCUUGCUCACAGCCUGACGCUCAACCUUCCGUACUUCCACAUGGAUCCAUCACCAUUCCCCUUCGGUUUUUUUCUCCUUUAAGUUUUCUCUGGGAUUUGGGGUUUUAUAUCAUUUAUAGUGUUUAUUUUGUAUUAUUUCCCAGUGGGGAGGGAUUUAUCUAUUUAUUUACUGCUUGAAAUAUUUUAUUCAGAUACAAAGCCCUCCCCACACUACAAGACCAAACUUAACACAUCUUCUCUGCAUAUUGCUACUAUCCAGUGCCUGAACACCCAGUUAUAUCACUCAAACCAAAAAAAAAGAGACACAACACUUUUUAAAAAUGUUUCUCCGGCAUUUGAAUACUUCAAUUAAAACAACCGUGGGUUUUAAUUAGAUAUGAGUGGGAGACGGCGGUGUCCCUGCUCCUAUAUACCUCAUAGCCAGGGUCGGGUUGCAGUGGGAAACCCUCCUCUCUCUCUGCCCCCGGGUCUUCCCGUCCUCACAAACAAACCCUGGCUUUCCUCCGAGAUGUAUUUAGUAAUGAAACAAAGAUAAAACCAAAGUAAUGUUGAGAGGAGGAGUGGGCCAUUUCGACGGGAUGGGACUAAACAGGAAGUGGGGGAGGGGUGGAGAGGGGGCCACCAGCUCCCAUCCUGAUCCCCGAAUCUCUGACCUCAGUUUCGCUUUUCGCUUCCCGCUUUCUGAUUUCAGGUGUUUAACUCUAGACUGUGAACCAGUGUGUACACUGUAGUGUGUGAAUCCAGGUGUACACCUUCAUCUGUGAAUCCAGGUGUACACCGUGGUGCGUGAGCCCAGGUGUACACAGUAUAGUGUUAGCCUAGCUGUACAAACGUGUGUGAGCUCAGGUUUCUACUGUAGUGUGCGAGCGAGUGCAUACACUCGUGUGCACGUGAGUGUGUGGACCAGCGUGCACACUGGGCGUGUGGGCCAGAUUCUAGGCAACUGGACGAACUAACACGUACCCUGGGCUUGAGCGAGUUUGUGUCUGUUUAUGAUCCAAAGUGUAUGUGACUGCAUAGGAGUGUGCGGAUGAGUGUGUGAAUCUGUGUACACAAGCGUGUGGGACUACUGUAUGAAGCCCUGCAUACACCAAUGUGUGAAACAGUCUGUUAAUGAGUGUGUGGACCAGUGUGUACACAGGAGCGUGAACCAGCGUGUACGUGAGUACAGCUUUAGGAGAGUGUGUGCAGGGGAGCAAGGGAGCCCAGCCCCUCCUCACUCCCUUUAAACCCCUUUUACACCUGGAAUUGAAGUGAUCCUCACCUACUUUAGAUGGAAUGUAUCUGUUUAGCUAAAUAGUUUUUAUAGAAGAAAUCUAUGUUCGGCUUUUAUUGCAUAUGUAUAAAAAACAAAAGAAACUUGACUUUAGACCAAAAAUUCUCCUAUCUCCACAUUAACCAGCUGGUGGUUGACAGCGCAUUCCUGAUGCACAGAAAUACCAAAAAAAAAAUCCCUGCUGCAGCUCUUGCUGUGGGGAUCUGAUCAAGGCUGAGUUCUCAGCCUGGUCGACCCUAAUUGCCUCACUCAGCACCGGGCUCCACCCAGUGGCCCAGAUAGCUCCCAGUGAAUCUCAGCCUCAGCAUCUUUAUCCAUGGCCUUUGGAGGCGGUGGACACCACCAAUAUUGGUCAGAAUCAUCAGUAUUCACCAGCAUUACUACUGUUAAUAUAACCGUUGUGCUGAAACAUGUCUUUACUAUUAAUUAACAUAAUGGGUGGCUCUUAUUGUUCACUGAGAUUCACUGGAUUUAUCUGGGGAAACUUAUCCCUGUCCAGGGCUCCUACCUUCAUUAGGGAGGGGCCUUAUUUUGGAACUUGGAUGGGGUUUCUGGCACAGGAGCAAAUGCACCUCAAGUUGUCCUGCACAGGAUCUCUCCAGGGCGGGGGGAAAUGAGCUGAGGAGAAACUGUCCUGUGGAAGUCUCUCUGGUCUGGGCCCCGAGGUUCCACCCUGGUCCAGGGCAGUUAGACUCCAUCUUGUGCCAAGGUCCAGGGGGGCUUUGUUUUGGGAGGGGUGGGCUGCAGGGGUGAUUACCCUGCUCACGGGGGUCUUUUCCC